Messenger RNA from Gorilla gorilla gorilla (western lowland gorilla), 6353 nucleotides. It is a transcript of the gene GALC, whose product is annotated as galactosylceramidase. Gene Ontology annotation, cellular component: lysosome. The record is from RefSeq and is a predicted model, not a curated record. NCBI's taxonomy places the organism in Eukaryota, Metazoa, Chordata, Mammalia, Primates, Hominidae. Bases 2923 to 4632 code for a protein of 569 amino acids. Gene Ontology annotation, biological process: galactosylceramide catabolic process. Gene Ontology annotation, molecular function: galactosylceramidase activity. The transcript is spliced from 18 exons.
UCCGCCGCAUUCCCCUAGGGUGCCAGUCAGCAGGCGGUUGGGGCGGGCCCGCCGCGGGGCUGGGGCGGGUGCUUUCUCGUUUAACACGAACCAGACAGGCAGUUAGGUUUGAACAAACGAGGAUCCGGAGGUCCAGAGAGUAUAGGUGCAGAGAGUAAAGUGACGGGUCUAAGUAGUGAAGUAGCCGGUGCUGGAACCCUCGUCCCAGGCAGUGGGGCACAGGCUGUCUUCAUCGCGGAGAUGGCAGUCGGGGAGCGUCGCUCCAGGAAGGGCCAGGGAGUGCGGGAGCGUCCGUGUGCGAAAGAGAACGCCCCAGUGGGAUGCUUUGGCUGUGUCUCUUCCUUUUGGGGGAGUUGGUGGGUGGUGGAGUGCAGUUGUUAGUGCAGGGUAAGGACGGGCUCCUCCAGAGAGGGUAGCGCCGAAUAGGAUUUCGUUUGGAGGCAGGACUGGUGCCUCAAGGUCUCUUUAAAAGGAAGAUAAGCGAGCGGCCUGAAACUACCGGGUACUCCCUCUGGGCCCAUGGGCUUCAUGGUGGCCGACCUUUGGGGGAGAAGGUUUUUGUUUUUUGGUUUUGUAUCCGAAAUUACAUCUAGGGCUAAUGUUUCUUGAAAAUGUUAAGGUUGAACUCGGAUUUUUGGGGUUGAGUUGGAUGGAGCUUGCAUCCUUACAUUCAACUCAGAACAAGCUUGAAUGCCUGCUGCAAGGAUGACCUGGUCUGUAGUGUGACCACAAGAUAUAACCUUCUGCUAGGGGAAAUUUUUUUCCCCCUGGAGUUUGCUGAUUCUUUUUGAUUUUUAUGUUUUCUUUCCCUAGUUUGCAAUCUCUCCAGCCGUGCUGAUGUGUAUUUCAGGGGAAACCUGUGGGCCGAUGAGUUAAUGCAUUUAUUCUUUGCUACUACUAUUCUCCUUUUUAUGUUUUUGGGCUAAACCUGAAACAGCCAAUAUUUCAUGAAGUGAGGCCCCAUCUUUUUUAUAGCUUUACUUGUGAUACUAUAUCUAGUGUAAGAGCUUACCGAAAAAUGGAAGUCUUUGUUUCCAUUAGGUUUAUUAAGCCCAGUUUAAAAUUACUAAGAUGAGAAGAAUCAUUUCGUAAUUCAAAGUGGGAAACUCCUAUCUAAUCUGAUAGAAUAUACAAUUAUUAGUAUCCCUGUAUAGUUCAUUACUCCUCAUAGGAACUCACUAAAUAAUGAAAAUUCUUGCAACAUUAUAUUUGCAUACCACUUUAAACUUCUUUGUGGAGUCCUUGGUCCCUAGUCCAGGUUGUGGCAGUAAGUGUUUAAAGUGCUGUCAUUUAUUCUUCAUGUCAGAGAGGGAAAGCGGUAUGGUACAGUAAGUAGUUGAGAAUGUAGGGCCGGGCGCGGUGGCUCACGCCUGUAAUCCCAGCACUUCGGGUGGCCGAGGCGGGCGGAUCACGAGGUCAGGAGAUCAAGACUAUCCUGGCUAACACGGUGAAACCCCGUCUCUACUAAAAAUACAAAAAAUUAGCCAGUCUUGGUGGCACGCGCCUGUAGUCCCGGCUACUCGGGAGGCUGAGGCAGGAGAAUCGCUUGAACCCGGGAGGCGGAGGUUGCAGUGAGCCGGAUCACACCACUGCACUCCAGCCUGGGCGACAGAGUGAGACUCCGUUCAAAACACAAACAAACAAAAAAACCCAAAAACCAAACCAAAGCAAAACAAAACAAAAAGAAUGUAGACUAAAGAGAAGAUUGCCAAGAGUGUCUUCUGGGUUCUGCCACUUCACUGUAUGGCCUUGGCGGGUUAUCUAUUAUAACUCCUCUCUGCCUCACUUUCUUUUUUUGGGAUACAGUUAUACCUUCAUGGUAGGAGCGCCGUGAGGAUAGACCUAAAGUACUUAGGAUGAUGUCUUGCACAUUACUAAUUUUGGUUAAUAACCAUUUUCAGGGAUUAGGGAGGAGGAAGUUAUUUCAAGGCCACUGAAUGAUGAAAUGUCCCCAAGGCUUUUUCCUGGGCCUGUAAACAGUUCCAGGCCUCAUUCAGGCAGUGUGGUUAGUAAUCCCAUGAUUUGCUGUUGCUAGAUGGUGCAUUUUAACAUUUGGUUAUAUUGCUUUUGACUUAUGCUGUUGUGUUAGGUGUGGCUGUAGGUUUGCAAUAACAUGAUUGGUGUGUUUGCCUAAAGCCGAUACUUUCUCUGUUAAAUGUGGGAGUGCAUAGAGGGCAAAAGAAACCCUAGACAGCAAAACGCACAGUUUUAAUGGCGUAGUGUAGGCCAAGAAGCAUUGUUUACCUAGGGUCAAGGAUAUACUAGUGUGCCUAUACAGUGUUCAUUUAAAGAGUGCCUAUUUUAAUAUUGGAGCCCCUGCUAGGUUGUAAGCUCUUUGAGAAAUAUGUAUUUUAAAAAAUUUGUGUAUAUAACACUUGCCUUUAUUGAGAACUUACUAUGUGCCAGGUAAUGUGCCAAGUCCUUUACAUACAUCUAAUUUUAGUCUUACAGCAGUUGAAUGAGUAAGAUAGCCCACUUUACAAUAAUUUGCCUAUGAUUAAAUAGCUUAUUAAUGAUGAAAUCAGGAUACAAACUCCAUUUGACUCAAAGACUCCUAUUUAUGUUGCCAGUACCAGUGCAACAAAAGACCCAUAAAACAUUUAAUAAGUGUUUAUUGAAUAACAAAGAAUGAGGAUACAAACUUGAAUAAGAUACAGUCCACGUCCUUAAGGAACUAAGAGGCAACCUCCCGACUUCUAGUAAAUUACCCAGAGCCCUAUCGUUCUCAGAUAUUGGAUUAUCUCUUUAAGCCGAAUUUUGGUGCCUCUUUGCAUAUCUUAAAAGUGGAAAUAGGUGGUGAUGGGCAGACAACAGACAUAUUAUAGGCUAAAGGUGUGGGUUCUGAGAACAGGGCUCACGAGUCCAGGGAUUCAUAUCCAGCGUUGAAAAGCUGAAAGUUGAGACGGCACUGAGCCCUCCCACAUGCACUAUGCACUAGAUGAGAAUUAUUUCCGAGGAUAUGAGUGGUGGUUGAUGAAAGAAGCUAAGAAGAGGAAUCCCAAUAUUACACUCAUUGGGUUGCCAUGGUCAUUCCCUGGAUGGCUGGGAAAAGGUUUCGACUGGCCUUAUGUCAAUCUUCAGCUGACUGCCUAUUAUGUCGUGACCUGGAUUGUGGGCGCCAAGCGUUACCAUGAUUUGGACAUUGAUUAUAUUGGAAUUUGGAAUGAGAGGUCAUAUAAUGCCAAUUAUAUUAAGGUAUUAAGAAAAAUGCUGAAUUAUCAAGGUCUCCAGCGAGUGAAAAUCAUAGCAAGUGAUAAUCUCUGGGAGUCCAUCUCUGCAUCCAUGCUCCUUGAUGCCGAACUCUUCAAGGUGGUUGAUGUUAUAGGGGCUCAUUAUCCUGGAACCCAUUCAGCAAAAGAUGCAAAGUUGACUGGGAAGAAGCUCUGGUCUUCUGAAGACUUUAGCACUUUAAAUAGUGACAUGGGUGCAGGCUGCUGGGGUCGCAUUUUAAAUCAGAAUUAUAUCAAUGGCUAUAUGACUUCCACAAUCGCAUGGAAUUUAGUGGCUAGUUACUAUGAACAGUUGCCUUAUGGGAGAUGCGGGUUGAUGACGGCCCAGGAGCCAUGGAGUGGGCACUACGUGGUAGAAUCUCCUGUCUGGGUAUCAGCUCAUACCACUCAGUUUACUCAACCUGGCUGGUAUUACCUGAAGACAGUUGGCCAUUUAGAGAAAGGAGGAAGCUACGUAGCUCUGACUGAUGGCUUAGGGAACCUCACCAUCAUCAUUGAAACCAUGAGUCAUAAACAUUCUAAGUGCAUACGGCCAUUUCUUCCUUAUUUCAAUGUGUCACAACAAUUUGCCACCUUUGUUCUUAAGGGAUCUUUUAGUGAAAUACCAGAGCUACAGGUAUGGUAUACCAAACUUGGAAAAACAUCCGAAAGAUUUCUUUUUAAGCAGCUGGAUUCUCUAUGGCUCCUUGACAGCGAUGGCAGUUUCACACUGAGCCUGCAUGAAGAUGAGCUGUUCACACUCACCACUCUCACCACUGGUCGCAAAGGCAGCUACCCGCUUCCUCCAAAAUCCCAGCCCUUCCCAAGUACCUAUAAGGAUGAUUUCAAUGUUGAUUACCCAUUUUUUAGUGAAGCUCCAAACUUUGCUGAUCAAACUGGUGUAUUUGAAUAUUUUACAAAUAUUGAAGACCCUGGCGAGCAUCACUUCACGCUACGCCAAGUUCUCAACCAGAGACCCAUUACGUGGGCUGCCGAUGCAUCCAACACAAUCAGUAUUAUAGGAGACUACAACUGGACCAAUCUGACUAUAAAGUGUGAUGUUUACAUAGAGACCCCUGACACAGGAGGUGUGUUCAUUGCAGGAAGAGUAAAUAAAGGUGGUAUUUUGAUUAGAAGUGCCAGAGGAAUUUUCUUCUGGAUUUUUGCAAAUGGAUCUUACAGGGUUACAGGUGAUUUAGCUGGAUGGAUUAUAUAUGCUUUAGGACGUGUUGAAGUUACAGCAAAAAAAUGGUAUACGCUCACGUUAACUAUUAAGGGUCAUUUCGCCUCUGGCAUGCUGAAUGACAAGUCUCUGUGGACAGACAUCCCUGUGAAUUUUCCAAAGAAUGGCUGGGCUGCAAUUGGAACUCACUCCUUUGAAUUUGCACAGUUUGACAACUUUCUUGUGGAAGCCACAUGCUAAUACUUAACAGGGCAUCAUAGAAUACUCUGGAUUUUCUUCCCUUCUUUUUGGUUUUGGUUCAGAGCCAAUUCUUGUUUCAUUGGAACAGUAUAUGAGGCUUUUGAGGCUAAAAAUAAUGAAGAGUAAAAGGGGAGAGAAAUUUAUUUUUAAUUUACCCUGUAGAAGAUUUUAUUAGAAUUAAUUCCAAGGGGAAAACUGGUGAAUCUUUAACAUUACCUGCUGUGUUCCCUAACAUUCAAACUGUGCAUUGGCCAUAUACCCUUAGGAGUGGUUUGAGUAGUACAGACCUCGAAGCCUUGCUGCUAACACUGAGGUAGCUCUCUUCAUCUUAUUUGCAAGCGGUCCUGUAGAUGGCAGUAACUUGAUCAUCACUGAGAUGUAUUUAUGCAUGCUGACCGUGUGUCCAAGUGAGCCAAUGUCUUCAUCACAAGAUGAUGCUGCCAUAAUAGAAAGCUGAAGAACACUAGAAGUAGCUUUUUGAAAACCACUUCAACCUGUUAUGCUUUACUCUCUAUAAAAAGUAUUUUUUAUUUUCCUUUUUAAGAUGAUACUUUUGAAAUGCAGGAUAUGAUGAGUGGGAUGAUUUUAAAAAUGCCUCUUUAAUAAACUACCUCUAACACUGUUUCUGCGGUAAUAGAUAUCAGCAGAUUAAUUGGGUUAUGUGCAUUAUUUAAUUUUUUUGAUUCCAAGUUCUGGUCUUGUAACCACUAUAACUCUCUGUGAACGUUUUUCCAGGUGGCUGGAAGAAGGAAGAAAACCUGAUAUAGCCAAUGCUGCUGUAGUCGUUUCCUCAGCCUCAUCUUACUGUGCUGUGGUCUGUCCUCACAUGUGCACUGGUAACAGACUCACACAGCUGAUGAAUGCUUUUCUCUCCUUACGUGUGGAAGGAGGGGAGCACUUAGACAUUUGCUAACUCCCAGAAUUGGAUCAUCUCCUAAGAUGUACUUACUUUUUAAAGUCCAAAUAUGUUUAUAUUUAAAUAUACGUGAGCAUGUUCAUCAUGUUGUAUGAUUUAUACUAAGCAUUAAUGUGGCUCUAUGUAGCAAAUCAGUUAUUCAUGUAGGUAAAGUAAAUCUAGAAUUAUUUAUAAGAAUUACUCAUUGAACUAAUUCUACUAUUUAGGAAUUUGUAAGAGUCUAACAUAGGCUUAGCUACAGUGAAGUUUUGCAUUGCUUUUGAAGACAAGAAGAUAAGUGCUAGAAUAAAUAAGAUUACAGAGAAAUUUUUUUGUUAAAACCAAGUGAUUUCCAGCUGAUGUAUCUAAUAUUUUUUAAAACUAACAUUAUAGAGGUGUAAUUUAUUUACAAUAAAAUGUUCCUACUUUAAAUAUACAAUUCAGUGAGUUUUGAUAAAUGGAUAUACCCAUGUAACCAACACUCCAGUCAAGCUUCAGAAUAUUUCCAUCACCCCAGAAGGUUCUCUUGUAUACCUGCUCGGUCAGUUCCUUUCACUCCCAAUUGUUGGCAGCCAUUGAUAGGAAUUCUAUCACUAUAGGUUAGUUUUCUUUGUUCCAGAACAUCAUGAAAGCGGCGUCAUGUACUGUGUAUUCUUAUGAAUGGUUUCUUUCCGUCAGCAUAAUGAUUUGAGAUUUGUCCAUGUUGUGUGAUUCAGUGGUUUGUUCCUUCUUAUUUCUGAAGAGUUUUCCAUUGUAUGAAUAUACCACAAUUUGUUUCCUCCCCACCAGUUUCUGAUACUACAAUUAAAACUGUCUACAUUUACAA